CAAGCCAGGAACCUACAAAGGCCUGGAGCUCGCUGUGGAUUCUGUGGACUAAAGAGAAGCAUGGCAGCAGACUUGUCAGGAUCUGAAGAGGACUGGGAUGGGGAUGAGGAUGAGGACACUCAGUACAUGAUUGAACAGAGUCUCUUGCAGUACAAGCGGUGUGGUUCAAAGUCCAAUGAGCCUGAGGAUACCACUGACGUUGACGAAAUCAUAACAGUCAUAAGAACAGGUGAUGAGGAGGCCCUCAGAAGACUUGUCCAGUGCCGGGAAGCUUUGUCCAAGCCGGACAGUAGGGGCUGGCUUCCAAUCCACGAGGCAGCAGCCCAGGAGGAGAAGAGAAUCUUGGAGAUCACUUAUGCAGCCUCCUUCCAAGGAGCUGGAGAGAGCCGGACACCAACUGGAGAGACGCCGCUGUUCCUUGCCGUGGUGUACGGGCACAAGAGGAACGCUGUAUUCCUGCUACAGAAUGGCAGCAAUCCUGACAGCCAGAAUGAAGAUGGAGACUCUCCCUUGGUUGCAGCUAUAAAGAAUGACCAGUAUGACAUGGUAGCUCUCCUCCUUCACUACGAUGCCAAAGUGGACCAAAGAGGGGCCCUACAGAGAACUGCUCUCCACGAGGCCUCCCUGCUGGGCUUGCCCAACUACACUUACCUUCUCCUGCAGUCGGGAGCAGACCCCAACGCCUGUGAUGACAGUGAACGCACCCCCUUGGGAUUGGCUGCUCAAGCAGGCCACCUGAAUAUUGUUGAAAUUCUACUCCAGGGAGGGGCUAAGGUUUCAUCCCGGUCAGCCAACUCUGGCUCCAUAUUAUUUGAGGCAGCUGCCUCCGGUAAUCCAGACGUUAUAGCUGUACUGCUGGAUUAUGGCGCUGACCCCAAUGUACCCAUACAUACAGGCCACCUACCCAUCCACAGGGUGUCUUACAGAGGACAUAUUCUAGUGCUGGAGCAGUUGAUCCCAGUGACCAAACUGGAGGCCGUGACCAAGAGUGGCAUGAGCCCUCUGCACUCUGCGGCGGCUGGCGGGCAAACCCAGUGCCUGGAGCUGCUCAUCAGCGCGGGCUACGAUGCCAACUUCAUGCUGCACCCCAGGGUGCGACGCAACUACGAGGACGAGCGGCGGUCGGCGCUGUACUUCGCCGUGUUCAACAACGACAUCCGAUCGACGCGGCUGCUGCUGGACGCGGGCGCCAUGCCCAACCAGGACCCCAUCAACUGCCUCCAGGUGGCGCUGCGCCAGGGCAACUACGAGCUCAUCAACAUGCUGCUGCGCUACGGCGCCAACGUCAACUACUACUCGCGCAUCAACACCACGCACUUCCCCUCGGCCCUGCAGUACGCGCUCAAGGACGAGGUGAUGCUGCGCAUGCUGCUCAACUACGGGUAUGACGUGCAGCGCUGCUUCGACUGUCCCUACGGCGACGGGCCGCACGUGCCUGCGGACUACGAGGGCUGGAGUGCCUCAGUUAUAAAAGACAUGGUGUUUUGUGAAGUGAUAACUGUGUACUGGCUGAAGCACUUAUCAGGGCAAGUGGUCCGCAUCAUGCUGGAUUAUGUUGACCAUGUCACCCUCUGCUCCAAACUGAAAACCGUUCUAAUGGAACAAAAACAGUGGGACGAUAUUUGCCAAAUCCAAGCAAAUGUACGCAGCCUGAAGCACUUGUGUCGUCUGAGCAUCCGAGAGCGGUUACGGAGUCUACGUCUGAAGUCACCGGUGUUUUUAAGCUACCUGCCUUUACCAAGCAGGCUGAAGGACUACCUCCGCUUUAAAGAGUAUGAUGUAUAUGGCAAAGGCACUAGUAUAUCAGAUGAGAGGUGAUUGGUCAUAAACCUAUUCAUUUGCUGAUUCAAAAUGACCUGCUAGUUUAUUCAUUGAUACUUUGUGAAAGUCUGAUACUCAAUCAUUGUUUGCUUCAUGUAAUAUUAUUAUCAUUGUUGUUGUUUUUGUGGCAAGCAAUUAAUUUUCUUACUCAUGAAAAAGGGAGGCGGAGGAUAUGGGGGUCAAAAGUUCACAAAUAUAGGUUUAAUACAGCCAUCAUCAAAAUGAGACCUUUCAGUGACUUACACAUUCAGGUGGCAAUAAAACAGAAUUAAUCUAGAAGAUAUGUAU
Molecule: messenger RNA, 2109 nt
Organism: Sardina pilchardus (European sardine)
Lineage: Eukaryota; Metazoa; Chordata; Actinopteri; Clupeiformes; Clupeidae
Gene: asb14b
Product: ankyrin repeat and SOCS box containing 14b
Exons: 10
Coding region: 61-1818 (585 amino acids)
Biological process (GO): intracellular signal transduction
Molecular function (GO): protein binding
Source: RefSeq, a predicted model, not a curated record